Xiphophorus couchianus (Monterrey platyfish) is the source of this 5393-nucleotide messenger RNA. RefSeq names its product period circadian protein homolog 2. The coding region runs from base 266 to 4750 and encodes 1494 amino acids. Gene Ontology annotation, biological process: entrainment of circadian clock by photoperiod; negative regulation of transcription by RNA polymerase II; circadian regulation of gene expression. NCBI's taxonomy places the organism in Eukaryota, Metazoa, Chordata, Actinopteri, Cyprinodontiformes, Poeciliidae. The transcript has 22 exons. Gene Ontology annotation, molecular function: transcription cis-regulatory region binding; transcription corepressor binding. Gene Ontology annotation, cellular component: nucleus; cytoplasm. The record is from RefSeq and is a predicted model, not a curated record.
ACCGACCGCUACCGUGUCAGUCAGUCAGUCAGUCAGAAGCUACUUUCCCAUUGAGGAAUACUAGUUGCCUUAAACGUAUGUUUUAUUCAACUGCAGGUUUGGCUAUUUUUUGUCCUUGGACACGAGAGGAAAGAAGAUCUUCACAUCAACAGCACAGAUUGCACCUCAGCUGUUGAGACAUCAACUCUAUUUCCAAUCCCAAUGCCAGGCACCUCAUGGUAUCGCCAUGUGGAAAGUAAUCUAGUCUUGCAUUUCCUGCCACUUCAUGUCUGAGGACAGCGACCCAAAGCUCUAUCGGUUCUCCACUCUGGACGGCUGCGAACAGAACCGCGAAGAUCAAGGCCCCCGGCGUGGCUCUAUGAGCAAACUCCACCGCAUGGCCAGCAGCUACAGCGAGGGUUGCGGCCGGCAGGACCGGGUGGAACUACAACCCGAGCUGGGACUGGCGUCCGAGGGCAGCGACAGCAGCCAUGAGCACCAAGCGUCUCUCGGCUCCCCGCGCAACGACAGGAUGCGUCAGCGCAUGCCUCUCCACGAGGACGUAGAGAUGGGCGGCAGCGGCUCGAGUGGCAGCGGGACAGAAUCCCACGGCAACGAAUCGCACGGCAAUGAGUCCCACGGCAACGAGUCAGUGGGCAGUUCGAAUGGCAACGUGAAGGAUUCUGCUCUGGAGUCGUCAGUGAGCAACAAGAGCUCCAACUCCCAUAGUCCUUCACCCCCGAGCAGCUCCAACGCCUUCAGCCUGAUGAGCUCUGAGCAGGACAACCCUUCAACCAGCGGCUGCAGCAGCGAGCAGUCGGCCAAAGCCAAGACUCAGAAGGAGCUCUUCAAGACUCUCAAGGAGCUCAAGAUGCACCUGCCUCCAGAAAAGAGGAGUAAGGGCAAAUCCAACACUGUGAACACGCUCAAAUAUGCGCUGCGGUGUAUCAAACAGGUGAAAGCUAAUGAGGAAUACUACCAGAUGCUGAUGAUUAAUGACAGUCAGCCUCCUGGCUUUGACGUGACUUCGUACACCAUUGAAGAAAUUAACACAAUCACUUCAGAAUACACCCUGAAAAACACAGACAUUUUUGCCGUAGCGGUGUCCCUCAUCACCGGGAAGAUAGUUUACAUCUCCGACCAGGCCGCCUCCAUACUGAACUGCAAGCGGGAAGUUUUCCACAACGCCAAGUUUGUGGAGUUCCUGACGCCUCAGGACGUCAGCGUGUUCUACAGCUUCACCACGCCGUACCGCCUGCCCUCGUGGAGCAUGUGCACCGGCGCAGAGUCGUCUCCCACGGAGUGCAUGCAGGAGAAAUCCUUCUUCUGCCGCAUCAGUGGUGGGAAGGAGCGUGAGGGGGAUCUGCAGUACUAUCCUUUCCGGAUGACUCCUUACCUCAUGAAGGUUCAAGACGCUGAGCUGUCUGAAGAGCAGUUCUGCUGCCUCCUGCUGGCUGAGAGGGUGCACUCUGGAUAUGAAGCUCCCAGAAUUCCUCCAGACAAACGGAUUUUUACCACCACACACACUCCUAACUGUGUGUUCCAGGAUGUCGAUGAGAGGGCAGUGCCUCUGCUGGGAUACCUCCCCCAAGACCUGAUCGGGACGCCCAUUCUGCUCAACAUGCACCCAAGUGACCGGCCUUUAAUGCUGGCUGUGCAUCGCAAAAUUCUGCAGUGCGCCGGUCAACCGUUCGAUCAUUCCUCGAUCCGUUUCUGUGCGAGAAACGGCGAGUAUAUCACCAUUGACACCAGCUGGUCCAGCUUUGUGAAUCCCUGGAGCCGCAAGGUGUCUUUUGUCAUCGGGAGGCACAAAGUGCGCAUGGGGCCAGUAAAUGAAGAUGUUUUCGCAGCACCAGCUUUCCAUGGAGGGAAAAUGAUGGAUUCAGACAUCCAGGAAAUUAGCGAGCAGAUCCACAGACUGCUGCUCCAACCGGUCCACAACAUGGGCUCCAGCGGCUAUGGCAGCUACGGCAGCAAUGGUUCCCAUGAGCAGCAGGUGAGCAUCAGCUCAUCCAGCGAAAGCAAUGGGAACAUCCCAGUAGGGAACACGGCGGAGGAGACGAGCAAGACCAAGCCGUCCAGGACCUUCCAGGAAAUUUGUAAGGGAGUCCACAUGCUGAAGAAUCAGGACUCUCAGGUCUGCAUGCGCUCCUCAUCGGUGUGGCAGCCCAAAACCGAGCAGAGGAAGACCGGUGACGGGUCGUCUGCAGCCCAGAGGAGUUCAGGUGUGCGUGUACGGGACUCCGCCCCCCACUCACAGGUCAGAGACAACACUGGAGCCAACAUGGACGACUUCACCUACAAAGACCAGACUGUGUGCUCCUAUCAGCAGAUCAGCUGCCUUGACAGCGUCAUUAGGUAUCUGGAGAGUUGUAACGUCCCCAUCACAGUGAAAAGGAAGUACCAGUUCUCAUCCAACACCACGUCGUCCAACUCAGAUGAUGACAAGAAGGGGUCAGAAGAUGGUAUACAAGUGCCUCAGGGGACACACCCAGAUCCUUUGCUGCUCGACACCCAGCCAGGCCUGCCAAACAUGAAAGCACCUAAGAAGCCACCAACUGGGGCAGCUACUGUGGUGGGGGGCACCCUAGCGCCCCUCACUCUGCCCAGUAAGGCUGAAAGUGUUGUCUCCAUCACCUCACAGUGCAGCUACAGCAGCACCAUUGUUCAUGUGGGAGACAAGAAGCCUCAACCAGAGUCUGAGAUCAUCGAAGAUGUUACAGAGAGCCCAGCUCCCCCCGCUGUGCCGGUCAGUAUGGUGUCUCCACCCAGCCAGGAGAAGGAGGCCUACAAGAGGCUGGGGCUCACGAAGGAGGUGCUAGCAGCCCACACCCAGAAGGAGGAGCAGGCUUUCCUGAACCGCUGCCGAGAGCUCCGCAACGCCAGGAGCUUCCAGAAGGAAUGUUCCUCAUGUCUGCACAACCAGAGAGGCCCAGCUAACGUUGAAGAUUCAGCUGGUCAACAGGGAGUUGCCAAACAAGGCCCAACCCGGCCAGAGACAACCACCAAGAAAGGCAACCGCAACAGGAAGUCUAAGAAACCGCGGAUGAAACAUCCCGACUCAUCUGACAGCGCUGUGUCCAAUCGCAAACCCCGGCCCCCUCUUCAGGGUCUCAACCAGACGUCUUGGUCCCCGUCUGAAGCGUCCCAGUCAGCUUUUAACGUCUCCUACCCCACCAUGGUGCCUGCAUAUCCGCUGUACCCCCCAACGCCUGCCGCGCCAGCUCAGGGGUCCCGCCCCGAUGCGUCUCAGUCCUCUGCCUUUGGUGAGGGGCAGAACGCCCAAGUCCCCCCCACCAGCACUCCGUUCCCCCCUCCGAUUGUUACACCGGUGGUGGCUCUGGUGCUGCCCAACUACCUUAUCCCCCAUAUGGGACAGUUGAAUCAGAUGAGCCAGCUCUGCGCCGCGCCCAGACCAACGUUUUUCACAGAGCAGACCCAGCCCCCACCGACUUACCCUACCCAGCAGGCCUUUCAGACGCCACCGGCAGCGUACCCGAUGCAGACCCAGCUCUCCUUCACCCCCCAGCAGCCGUUCCCAGUGCAGACUGCCUUUUCCCCCCAGCACCCGUUUCAAGCUGCACAGGCCCCCUACACUACUCAGCAGCCGUUCCCGGCUCCCCAGACUGCCUACACUACCCAGCAGCCCUUCACCGCCCAGUCUUCUUUCCCAGUGCAGACACCCUUUGUGGCUCAAGCCCCCUACCCAGCUCAGCCUUUCCCCUACACCAUAGCCUCCGAGCCCCCCAAAGCUCUUACAGCAGAGCCCAAAGAGGGGGCGGCUUCUCGCUCCUCCACCCCUGCCUCAGGGGCCCCAGAGCCCACCACCUCCCCGCCCCUGUUUGAGUCGCGCUGCAGCUCCCCGCUGCAGCUCAACCUGCUGAGCAUGGAGGAGGGGCAGCGCUCACUGGAGCGCCAGGACAGCACCGUAGCCCAGUUUGGGGGUCCAGGCAGUGGGGCAGCAGUUGGGUCGGGGGCAACAGGAGACAAGAGUGGAGCUGCAACCAAGACUGAUAAUCACCAACAGCUGGAACCCAGAGACAGCGGGGCUCACAGCGACGGCAACUCCUCGUCCUGUGACCUUCUGGACAUCCUGUUACAGGAGCAGGAGGACGCUCACUCUGGCACUGGGUCAGCCACCUCAGGUUCCAUGGGCUCAGGUCUGGGUUCAGGUUCCGCAUCAGGCUCCGGAUCCAACGACUGUCAGACCUCAGCUAGCGGAGCAUCUGGCAGCAGAACAGGAAGCAGCAACACCAGCAAGUACUUUGGUAGCAUCGACUCUCUGGAGCAUGACCCGAAAGGAAAAGGCAAGAUGAGGAACGAAGGCGGAUCGGAGAGCAGCAAGUCUGCUCAGGGGGAAGGGGAACAUUUAAUCAAAUACGUUCUGCAGGAGCCUCUUUGGUUGCUCAUGGCCAACGCUGACGACAAGGUCAUGAUGACGUAUCAAAUGCCAUCCAGGGACAUUCAGAGGGUGCUGAGGGAAGACAAGGAGAGGCUGCGGCAGAUGCAGAAAAGUCAGCCUCACUUCACCUCAGAGCAGCGGCGGGAGCUGGUGGAGGAGCAUCCCUGGAUGAGGAGAGGAGGCCUCCCCGCUGCUAUCAAUGUGAAGGAAUGUGUGUACUGUGAGGACCCUGCUCAGGACGCUGCACCCCUAGAGGAGGAUCUACCCGACAUGGACAUGGGCGAACUGGGCGAGGAUCUGGGCAGAGACACCCAGAAAGGCCAGAGCCAAUCAGAGGAGACCAAACCUCAGCCGGACUCUGGCUUCUGAGGGGCCAAUGAGGGGCGGGCCACAAUGGUUCAUGGACCUUUUUAGGCAUAUACACACAUUCUGGACGUGCCUAAAACAUACACACACAACAAAAAGAAGAGCUCAAUGUGGCCACUGUGAUUCUCAAAGAGGUGUGCCAGUUGUGUGUGUGUGUAUGUGUGUGUGAAUGUUGGACCGAGCACAACUGCAGUUCCUAAUUCCCCCACAUGGGGGGGGUAGUGGAGUUUUAUAAGAGUUUUGUAGCUGGGACCUACCUAUAGUAUUUUUUUGUUUCACACACACACACAAACUCACGCCCUCUAAAAAAAAAUCUCCUGUCUCAUUUUUUAUUGAACCAUUUUUCUGUCUUUUGUCAAACACAGGGCAUUUAUUCUGAUACAGGUGAAACGGAUGCUUAGUAAUAUAUAAAAUUUUUAAAGAUGUUAUUUUUACAAAACAAAAAAAAAGUGACUAAAAAAAAAUAAAUCCUGUGAAGCUCCACAGCAUUCCUGUUACGAUGCUGUGCUGCUCCACGUCCUGUUUGCACUUUCUUUCAAACCCUCUCCCAUCAGGAUUUACGAGAAACAGUCGACCUUCGUUGGGUUUUGUGAGCUGCGAGUAUCCCAGUUGUGUGUCAUGAAUAAAUUAAGAUUUUUCUACAACC